AUGACACUCGGAGAGCCAAUUGACGACCCCACCAGCAAUGACGAUUAUGUCGCGCAGCUGCUUGCCUCGGAGGCGAAGGACAAGUCGAUAAAGUAUUCUGCGCUUGGGCUUCAAGCGUACCUUCCUCGUCGGCCAACAGAUCGAGCUCCAAAGCCUAAUACGCGCUUUCUCAAAAACAUCCUCAGAGAUACGGACAGCCACAAUGCUGCUCUUAGGCGCAGGGAAGAACAAGAGGCUCGAGAACGUAUGCGUAAACUCCGUAGAGAGCGGUCUCCGCCUAGCAAUAGAUCGGAGCACCGAGAGCGACACCGAGAAAACGAGAGGAGUUAUCGACAUAGGUCACCUCACCACAGAGAGAAAGAGCGCUCUUCAAAAAGAAAGCAAUCAGACAAUUUUUCUGACAGGGAUUAUAAAAGUCGAUCCUCUAGGCGACCUCGUCGGCGCUACGAAGAUGACGAGAGUGUAUCAGAGUAUGAUCGCGAACGUUCGUCGAGGUCUCAUCGAAGAUAUUGUAGCGACGAGAGGCGCUCGGCAAGGGCCCGAGACUCCUCUAAAUUGAGGAAUCAAUCUUCCGGGCAUUUUAGAGGCGAUAGAGACGGCUCUCCUAGUCAUUCACGAUCGAGAUCACCGGAAGUUUCACGGCGACGUCGGGAUGAUUCCAAUCAUUAUGAACGGCGAAAGCCAGCUACUGACCAUUCUCAAGCUGAAAACAAUCAGCAUCUAGAGUCGGAAAGAGACUCUUACCCCUCGGAUGGUGAAUCGGACCCCUUGGAAGAUUUCGUUGGCCCUUUACCGGCUUCAUCACACAGAAGUGAAAGAGAACCACGCGUCCCAACCCGUGGGAGAGGCUCUUAUCGUCUCAAUUCGAGUACGAUUGAUUCUCACUUCGCGCGUGACUACGAUCCAAAACUCGAUGUCGAUAUUUCGGAGAAUGAAGAGGGGUCAUCGUCGAAACGAUCCACACGAAGACCCGUUGCCGGCCUUAUGACUGAAGACGAUGAUUGGGAUAUGGCACUUGAAGCGCUUCGCGACCGGGCAAAUUGGAGACAGAAAGGUGAAGAGCGCCUACGUGCAGCAGGAUUUGAUGACAACACCGUUCAGCGGUGGAAGCAAGACCCAGCCUUCACCGCACGCGGCGGUAACGACACGGAAGGGAGGAUUGAAGAUGUUACAUGGGCUAAAAAGGGUGAGGGGAGAGAAUGGGAUCGAGGAAAAGUGAUGAACGAUGAUGGACAAUAUGAUGUCAAGGCACAGUGGUAG
Talaromyces atroroseus is the source of this 1260-nucleotide messenger RNA. RefSeq lists its product as hypothetical. Bases 1 to 1260 code for a protein of 419 amino acids. Lineage: Eukaryota; Fungi; Ascomycota; Eurotiomycetes; Eurotiales; Trichocomaceae. The record is from RefSeq and is a predicted model, not a curated record. The transcript is spliced from 2 exons.